AUGGCCCAACGCUCGGUGUAUAUCCACCAGGGCAGUGCGGACGCCAUCCCAGGUGAUGCAUCCAGCGGCCUCCUCUUCCUCCGAGAUUUCUUCCCGGCCAUCGACUCACUGUCCGGUGCGCCACAUCCGAUCGUGGCGUUCUUGGAUCCGCAGGCCUGCUUCAUUACCAACAGCAACCCGCCCGUGAUGGCGCAGCCGGCCAUCGCCAUGCUGGAGCUGCGCGGGAAACACGUCGAUCGCUUCCAUCAUGAGCUACAUAUGGCGUGGGACAUCGAUCAUACGCCUGGGGAUACCGAUCAUGAUCAUGAUCAUCAGCAGCAGCAGCGGCAGCAAAAUAGUCCCACCGACGACACCAAGGCAAGCGCCACACGCACCGUCAUGUACGAUUCCACGACGGGAACCAUCCUCCAACCUGAUCCCGAGAAGUUUGAGAUCCGCACGAGCGAGUUCAACAUCAUUACCCUGCGCGCGGACCCAACCGGGCCCCAUGGCCUGCGGGCGGUGGAGUUGCGUACCUUUCUGGACGCCCGGCCAAUCCAACAGCGAGCGGGCGUGUUGCAGGAGCAAUUUGCCCAAGGGGCGGCUUGAAAACAACCCACUGACGUUGUUCAGUACCACACCACAGUGAAGUUCCCAACCCACUGACGUUGUCUCGCACCGUACCACAAGGGCAGUGAUGCUCUUGCAGGGCGUUCCUUGGACAGCCUCAAGUUGGACUAUGACGUCAGCUGACAAAGACUUGACUGGCCAAGGCGCUAGGCCGUUUUCGGGCUCGCUUGACUCUCUCUGGUCUUAUAGAAGAAAUAAAAUACUAGUAGAAUCAUGAAUAGAAUAGAGUACAAUUGACUAGAUAGAAUACAGUUACCGAUACUCUCUUGACACUGACAGCUCAUCGUUUCUUUUGUUUGGUGGUGGUUAAACUGAAGCUCCUUCUCCU
Molecule: messenger RNA, 937 nt
Organism: Penicilliopsis zonata CBS 506.65
Lineage: Eukaryota; Fungi; Ascomycota; Eurotiomycetes; Eurotiales; Aspergillaceae
Exons: 1
Coding region: 1-588 (195 amino acids)
Source: RefSeq, a predicted model, not a curated record